Messenger RNA from Drosophila guanche, 678 nucleotides. RefSeq names its product glutaredoxin-related protein 5, mitochondrial (gene Grx5). The record is from RefSeq and is a predicted model, not a curated record. NCBI's taxonomy places the organism in Eukaryota, Metazoa, Arthropoda, Insecta, Diptera, Drosophilidae. The transcript is spliced from 2 exons. Bases 67 to 582 code for a protein of 171 amino acids.
UCAGUGGAGACUCAUUGUUGUUGUUUUAAAUUAGAUAAGUCGGUGGAAAGAAAUACAUUUAAUAAAAUGAACAGAAUUUGCCAAACAUUGUUGCGUCAGAGCUACGCGCGUGCCCCACUAGCCGGCAACCAUGCGGCGGCCACUGCAGCACGUUCCAUGCGCUGGUACAGCGCCGAUGCCACCCCACCGGCAUCCGCGGCCGAUGUUGUGGACAAAUCCACGCUCGAGAAACUGGUGCGCACCAACAAGGUGGUCGUCUUCAUGAAGGGAAAUCCCCAGGCACCACGCUGCGGCUUCAGCAACGCCGUUGUGCAGAUCAUGCGUAUGCAUGGCGUACAAUACGACGCCCACGAUGUCCUCCAGAACGAGGCCCUGCGUCAAGGCGUCAAGGAGUACACUGACUGGCCCACCAUCCCCCAGGUGUUCAUCGAUGGCGAGUUCGUUGGCGGCUGUGACAUUUUGCUGCAAUUGCAUCAAAGCGGAGAUCUGAUUGAGGAGCUGAAGAAGGUCGGCAUUAUCUCCGAGCUGCUGAAGGCAGAGGAGGCCAAGCAGGAGCCCAAUGCGGAGGAAAAGAAAAAGUAGUGCCCGGCAGAUCAUCCAAACAUCAAACACCUCCCCCUACAAACCUAAUUGUUAGCAAUUGUUUAUUAUUAAAUGUUUAACUGAUACAGAGACUAA